UUCUCAUGUCUGUUGACGUUCACGCAGUUGCACUCCACUGGCCAAAGUUCACUUCCUCCAAAAUAGGAUGAUUAUGACUUCUAAUUAUCUUUUAAGCUGGCUUUGAGCUGUUAUGUGGUCACAAUGUCCAAAUACACUGAGCUCUUUAAUCCUUCAAUUCCAUUUUGUGGACAAACUCUCCACCUUUGACACCAACCUUAAUGAAUCUAGAAAGUGUACUGGGAUGUGAUUGACUUUUUGUAGUAUACAUUUUGAGAGUUUUAUUCGAAUUUAUGAAUUCCACUUUGGGAGAGUUUUCCACUAUUUCUCUAUAAGCAACUUUCUGGGGCAGGUAUAGGUAAAAAGGAAUGGGCCAGAAAUAAGUGCUCUUUGAAUUGACAAAAAGGUCCUAGAUCCAAAUUUCUGUGAUGUGGAAUUCGAAUCUCCAGUUGAAACAGGAACUUGGCAGGAUGGGUGCUUGCUGGCCUCAUUUUUUUAAUUGUUCUUUUCUGUCUAUGGUUGGGAUCAGUGAAGGAGAAUAUGUUGUAAAUAACAGAUUUCGAUUAAUCAAUUAUGUUUUCGUACAUCAAAUUUGGUAGAACACAAUUAAUGACAUCUUCGCAUGAGAAGUUGCUCGUGUGUGAUAUGAAUUAUUUGUUUGCAGGCUAUCUUCUAGGGGCUGGUAAACCAUAUUACGCCUUGGCGCUUCUUGGUUUAAUUGCUCCACAAGUCUUCUUCCAGUUCAAGUACUUCCUCAAAGACCCUGUCAAAUAUGAUGUAAAAUAUCAGGCCAGUGCUCAACCAUUCCUCAUACUUGGUCUCUUGGUGACCGCUUUAGCAACUAGCCAUUGAUCUUCAUAUAGCGAUCACAACAUCAACCCGAUAGAAAGACGCCUGAGCAGGGCAAAACAGCCCAGAACAAGCACUGGAUGAGGAACAAGGUGCCCUGUUCAAUAAAGGAGCUUCAGUUAAGCUCAUUGUAACUGUUGUCUGCAGAAUGACAAAAUUUUCCCAAUUUGUUUACCUAGGACAAAUUCAGUCUGGGCAUCGACUUGUUUUGUUUAUCUUUUUGUUUCUGGUUUUUUUUUUUU
Messenger RNA from Ilex paraguariensis (yerba mate), 1070 nucleotides. The record is from the annotation of a GenBank genome assembly. Lineage: Eukaryota; Viridiplantae; Streptophyta; Magnoliopsida; Aquifoliales; Aquifoliaceae.